Vitis vinifera (wine grape) is the source of this 1906-nucleotide messenger RNA. RefSeq names its product flavonoid 3',5'-hydroxylase 2. Gene Ontology annotation, molecular function: heme binding; oxidoreductase activity, acting on paired donors, with incorporation or reduction of molecular oxygen; monooxygenase activity. Bases 77 to 1618 code for a protein of 513 amino acids. The transcript is spliced from 2 exons. NCBI's taxonomy places the organism in Eukaryota, Viridiplantae, Streptophyta, Magnoliopsida, Vitales, Vitaceae. The record is from RefSeq and is a predicted model, not a curated record.
AACGAACUGAUACAUCUAUUUCUAAGGUGCGUUCACCUGGUCACCCGAGCAAUAUCUAACGCUAAGUAACAGAGGGAUGGCAGUAGACACAAUGGUACAGAUUGAUGAGCUCCUCUUCACAGCUCUGGUCUUUCUAGUGACAAAUUUUUUUGUUAAACGCAUAACCUCCAUGUCUAGGUCUAGUCGCCGGCUGCCGCCAGGACCCAGAGGGUGGCCAGUGGUCGGUUGCUUGCCGCUCCUAGGGGCCAUGCCGCAUGUGGCACUUGCCCAGUUGGCUCAAAAGUAUGGAGCCAUCAUGUACCUAAAGCUAGGCACAUGUGACGUGGUGGUUGCAUCGAAGCCAGAUUCGGCUCGAGCUUUUUUGAAAACUUUGGACUUAAAUUUCUCCAACCGUCCACCGAAUGCAGGUGCCACCCACAUCGCGUAUGAAGCACAAGAUUUUGUGUUUGCAGACAUUGGGCCACGGUGGAACUUGCUAAGGAAGCUGACCAGUUUGCAUAUGCUGGGUGCCAAGUCUUUCAAAGAUUGGGGUGCCAUCAGGGGAGCCGAGAUUGGACACAUGAUCCAAGCCAUGUGUGAGUUGAGCAGGCGGGGCGAGCCCGUGGUGGUGCCAGAGAUGGUGUCAUGCGCUCUUGCAAAUAUAAUUGGGCAGAAAAGUCUGAGUCGUCGAGUGUUUGAGACACAGGGGUCGGAGUCUAAUGACUUCAAGGAAAUGGUGGUUGAGCUUAUGAGAUUGGCAGGGUUGUUUAAUGUUGGCGAUUUCAUACCAUCGAUUGCGUGGAUGGACCUGCAAGGAACUGAGGGGAAAAUGAAGCUUUUGCACAACAAGUUUGAUGCAUUACUCACAAGGAUGAUCGAGGAGCACUCGGCAACUGCCCAUGAGCGCCUGGGAAAUCCAGAUAUCCUCGAUGUUGUUAUGGCCGAACAAGAGUAUUCGGGCGGCGUGAAGCUGUCCAUGGUCAAUAUCAAAGCCCUUCUCUUGAAUUUAUUUAUUGCUGGCACUGAUACAUCAUCGGGCACCAUUGAAUGGGCGCUAGCAGAGAUUUUAAAGAACCCCACCAUGCUCAAGCGCGCACAUGCAGAGAUGGACCGAGUCAUUGGAAAGAAUCGUUUGCUUCAAGAGUCGGAUGUUCCAAAACUCCCCUACCUGGAAGCAAUUUGUAAGGAAACAUUUCGAAAGCACCCAUCAGUGCCACUCAAUAUUCCAAGGGUGUCAGCCAAUGCUUGUGAGGUCGAUGGUUACUACAUACCUGAAGACACUAGGCUCUUUGUCAAUGUAUGGGCAAUCGGGCGCGACCCAGAAGUGUGGGAAAAUCCACUGGAGUUCAAGCCAGAAAGGUUUUUGAGCGAAAAGAAUGCAAGAAUCAGCCCAUGGGGGAAUGACUUUGAGCUCCUACCAUUCGGGGCAGGGCGAAGGAUGUGCGCAGGCAUAAGAAUGGGAAUUGAGGUUGUAACGUAUGCCCUGGGAACGCUGGUACAUUCAUUUGACUGGAAGCUCCCAAAGGGGGAUGAGCUCAACAUGGAUGAGGCCUUCGGGCUGGUGCUGCAAAAGGCUGUGCCGCUCUCAGCCAUGGUCACCCCUCGGCUACAUCCAAGCGCGUAUAAGGCUCAGGUAUGAGGGCCAAGGAGGACAACGUUAAGCCCACAUUUGGAAUUUGAAUAGGUUCACUCUUCAAACUGCAUUGUCCUGUAAAUUUAUUUUGGCUUCAAUGCAUCAUGAGAACAAAUUUGGAAUUUGACAUUAAUAAUGAGGCUAGUUUUCUUACAUCAAAAGCAAAAAAUUCCAAACAACUAAUAAAAAUAUUUACCUGGUCUAAGGUAUACAAAUCAAUAACUGCAAUCUAAAUUAUCAACCCAACUUCUGCUACAAUUUUUCCUUUUUAGUUUUAAUAAAGAUUAAACAUGA